CCUGUGAACUCUGGUGGAGGUCAGCCAACAGCUGCUGUGUCUGAGUUGCUGAGAGGAGAGAGAAUGGCUUGCACUGAGUUUUCUUUCCACGUGCCAAGUCUGGAGGAGCUCGCAGAAGCCCUGGCUGCCUGUCUUGUUCAAACAAGAAUAUAAGGAAGGUCCCCUGGCAUAAACUAGAGAAGAAAAAAGAUGGACGAAUGCACCAAAUGAAGCCCAGCAGUUUUGCAGAAGGGGCUAAAGGACAACUUUGCUCAUGUCCAGGUCUCUGUGGUCGACUGCCCAGAUUUAACAAAGGAGCCAUUUACCUUUCCCGUAAAAGGCAUCUGUGGGCAAACUAGAAUUGCAGAAGUCGGAGGUGUGCCUUACUUACUGCCUCUUGUAAACAAAAAAAAGGUUUAUGACCUGAAUGAAAUUGCCAAAGAAAUAAAGCUGCCGGGAGCGUUUAUCCUUGGAGCGGGGGCAGGUCCCUUUCAAACGCUUGGGUUCAAUUCUGAGUUCAUGCCAAUAGUUCAAACAGCAAGUGAACACCACCAACCUGUGAAUGGAAGUUACUUUGCCCGUGCAAACCCUGCAGAUGGAAAGUGCCUGCUGGAGAAAUACAGCCAAAAGUAUCCUGACUUCGGAUGUGCAUUACUGGCUAACCUUUUUGCCAGUGAGGGCCAACCUGGCAAGGUCAUUGAAGUGCAAGCCAAGAAAAGAACGGGAGAACAUAACUUUGUGAGCUGCAUGAGGCAGACUCUGGAGAAGCACUAUGGUGACAAGCCCGUGGGCAUGGGAGGCACCUUCCUUGUGCAGAAGGGGAAAGUGAAAGCCCACAUCAUGCCAGCAGAGUUUUCUUCCUGUUCACUGAACUCAGACGAAGCUGUCAAUCAAUGGCUAAACUUCUAUGAGAUGAAGGCGCCUUUGGUUUGUCUGCCAGUUUUUGUUUCCAAAGACCCGGGGCUUGAUUUACGACUGGAGCAUACACAUUUCUUCAGUCAUCAUGGAGAAGGUGGGCACUACCACUACGAUACCACCCCAGACACAGUGGAGUAUCUCGGCUACUUCUCGCCUGCACAGUUCCUCUACCGAAUUGACCAGCCCAAGGAGACCCAUGCCUUUGGGAGGGAUUAAAGCAGCUGCUGCUUGAUUAGGGGAAAAAUGGUUAGCUAAGGUUAUAUUGCUAACCCAGCAAUUGACAGUAAUUAAAAAAUAUAGUAGGACCAAAGAGAGAGAGAGAGAGACCGCAGCCAACAACAGUCAUUUCACUACAUUAGCACUGUUUUUAUGGCAUCCAUGUGGAUAAGGGACACUCGUGUUAUUUAGCAUCUUUAUGUGAAGGAGUCUUGGGAACAAAGAUAACUAAUUGAGAUGCUCACUUUACUCAACCAAUUUUCUGUCUUUAUAGCCCAGAAGUCCACCUUCCUUCUCUUCACACCUCAGGUAUGGGCAUGGACAGGGACCUUUCAUUAUCCCUGCUAUCGAGUAACAUUUGGGUCACAUUGCUGAAUUUUUCAAGUUCAUCUCACAAGGCUAAGGGGUCAUUACUGAGUGUUAGACACAGCAGUGUGGAGUCGUUGCACUGGGUUUUAAAAGCCCACUCUGGAAAUCAGUGUACUCUGUUCUCAGCACUUGGGGGGCUACCCACACUCAGAAGUCUGCAGCUGCCAUCCACAGUUGGUAGUGACACUGAUUAGCCAGGCUGUCCCUGAAUUAGGUUGAUAGCCAACAGUUUGUACCUUAGUAAUGCAAGAUAAGAAAAGAAACAGCAACAAAACACAACACUGAACCCCGCCACUCUCCAUUGUGAGAAACUACUCUUACUGUGUGGUGUCUUAAAGAGACGCCUUUGUGCCCUUUCUUUGGCUACAUAGACUGCUGAGACAAUGACCACAAGACACUGGAAUUACCUCAGGAAUUUCAUGCCAGGAGAAGGAAAAGGCUAAAGCCUGGUGCCAGCUUGAGGAGGAACGUGGCUCCCAGAAAGAGAUGUUGCAUAGUCCUCAGGACAAAUGGUGGUGGGCACAGCUUGACCUUAGUUAGGCAUACCUUGUGCCUCCUAUUGAAACCCAGACCUCACGCCAGAACCCAGCAUGGAUUUUGCAGGAUGGUGGAGGGAAGGUUGGGAAUCCAGAGACCUGUUUGUUACUCUUUCCAAAGUGAUUCCACUAAAGAAAUCUUUUUGCGCUUUUCCAAAGAUAUUACACUAUUAUUGAGUGUUGAUGGUUAGUGUGUGGUGAUGAUGGUUAGAAAACUCCUCUCUGUUCUGUAUUAUAGAACCUGUGAUGAUCAUUAGCCAGAAAUCAACUUCCUAACCUUGCUAAUGGUGAUAAGAUGUGGGUCUAGGACCUCUUUAGAACUAAACCCUCAACGUUUUCCGAUUCUUUACUUUGUAAUGCACAUGUCUUGUAUUAUUUUUAAUAAUAGUGUUAUUUUUAAUUAAACAUGAUUUUUGAGGUGAAACUGAAUAAAAUCAUUUAAUACUA
This is a messenger RNA of Rattus norvegicus (Norway rat), 2465 nucleotides long. Lineage: Eukaryota; Metazoa; Chordata; Mammalia; Rodentia; Muridae. The record is from RefSeq and is a predicted model, not a curated record.